AUCAAACUAAUUCUAUGUUUAGUCGAUUUAAUUUUUGUUAUAUAUUUAGUUGAUUUUGAUUGAUUUUUUAAAAAUAAUUGAUUCAUUUAAUCUUUAAGUAUGAUGAUUGCUCACCUCUAAAACUCUGAGAUUUGCUAUUCCAAGAACGAGUGGCUGCUAAAGUCUGAGACUAUGGAUUCUACAUUCCUGUUUAAUCCGUUCACUGGAAAAAUUGUCCCGUUUCCAAGUCAUUUUCAGUAUCGGUCAACUGCUUACAUGGGCUUUUCUUGCAAUCCAACUUCUUCAGAUUGUUUCGUUGUUGCCAUUGAAAAGUACCAUCCAAAGAUUCGACUAUGCUUCAAUCGUCUAGGGACCCAAGAAUGGUCGUAUGCUGAAUUCCUUGAUGAGACCGUCUUUUGUGAAAAAAGCCCAGUGUUCUAUCAGGAAGCAUUCUAUUGUUUGGGACAUGGUGUAAAUCUUGAAGUUUUACAGUUUACAUUUGGUGGGAUCACUUGGGAAGUUCUUCCCAAUCCUACAAGACCUUGCUCCUACCACCAAAACUUUCUGGUGGAAUGUGAUGGGGAGCUUUUGCCCGUGUUUGUUGGUGCAUUUGGAGAAGGGGUUUACGUUUUCAAGCUGAAUCUCUCUUCAAUGGAAUGGAUCGAGGUCAAAAGUUUGGGAAAUUUUAUGAUUUAUAUCAGUGGUUCUUCUUCUCUUGCUGCAAUGGCAACAACCCCUGGUAUGGAGAACAAAAUCUACUUCCCCAUAUUCUGAGGCCAAAGUGGUCACAGCAUUGUGUUCUAUUCUCUCGAAACAAACAAAUUUCAUUCAUGCAAAUUUCAUUCAUGCGAGAGUGGGGAUGCAGAAGUAGAUUUCUAUGGUACUAGAGAACAAUUGUGAGCCGGCUGGAUUGAACCUAAUCGGUGCUGAACCUUAAAGUUUUCAUUGCUAUAUUGUUGAAGGUUUUUUUUUUCUUUUUUUAUAAUAGGAUUUGAAUCUUGCUCUUUAAGCAUAGGGAUAAUGCACCAAUCAAUGAGCCAAAUGCUCGGGUGCUGCUAU
This is a messenger RNA of Theobroma umbraticum, 1038 nucleotides long. RefSeq names its product F-box/kelch-repeat protein At1g57790-like. Lineage: Eukaryota; Viridiplantae; Streptophyta; Magnoliopsida; Malvales; Malvaceae. The record is from RefSeq and is a predicted model, not a curated record.